CAAAAAGUCUUUUUUUCUCAUUUACGUAUAAAUUCAGCUUGGCGCACCCCUCUUUCAGAUCCAUUCAUUCAAACGCCGACGAAGAAUUGACCAAAUUCCAACUCCCAGAAGAAAUGCCUUGCGCGGCCGUUCACUCGCCGGUCUUCUCGCCGUCGCCGAUUUUCAGUAAAUCAACCGCCUUAUCUCCGAUCAGCCGCAACCUAAUCGCUGCCUCAUCACUCUCGCCGCCGAGCUCAUCGCCGGCGUGGCCGUUAUGCUCGUUGAGUCUCCGGCUUCCCAAUCAGACGCGCGAUUCCGCUAGGGAAGAAUCUAAUUCAGUUUCAUUUCGCUCAACCUCGUCGCCGGUCACUGCGCCGGUGCUGAAGAGGAAGAGGCCGGCGAGAAUUGAUAUCCCGGUAGCGCCGUUUGAUUUAGAACAGAGCGUUCGGACUCCAAGGAGCGAGGAUAGGUUGGAUGAGGUGGAGGUUGAAGGAGAAGGUUACUCUGUGUACUGCAAAAGAGGGAAACGGGGUGCCAUGGAAGAUAGGUAUUCCGCCAUUGUUGAUCUACAAGGUUCUAAGCAGGCUUUCUUCGCCGUAUAUGAUGGGCAUGGAGGAGCUAGAGCAGCAGAGUUUGCAGCAGCAAACAUGGGCAGGAAUAUAAUGAAUGAGGUUGCCGUAGGGAGUGAAGAAGACAUUGAAUGUGCAGUCAAGGCGGGUUACCUAACCACCGACGAAGAGUUCCUCAAGCAAAAUGCGAGGGGCGGGACGAGCUGUGUGACAGCAUUGAUUCACAAGGGCAAACUCGUCGUUUCAAAUGCGGGCGACUGUCGUGCUGUUAUGAGCCGAGGUGGGGUUGCAGAGGCCCUAACAGUUGAUCACCGGCCCUCAAGGGAAAGCGAAAGACAAAGGAUUGAAGAGCUGGGUGGCUACGUAGAUUGUCGCUAUGGAGUUUGGAGAAUCCAGGGAUCCCUUGCCGUGUCACGUGGGAUAGGGGACUCUGGUUUGAAAAGGUGGGUGAUUGCAGAACCAGAAACAACAGUCAUAUCCACUGAACCUGAGUUUGAAUUCUUGAUUCUUGCUUCUGAUGGAGUUUGGGACAAGGUUAGUAAUCAAGAGGCAGUCGAUACAGUUCGAUCUUCAUGCAUCGGUGUUGAAAACCCAAACCCACUCUCUGCCUGUAAAGAGCUUGUUAACAUGGCCCUGACAAGAGGCUCCUUUGAUGAUAUAAGUGCAAUGGUGAUUCAUAUUGGCCAUUUUGUUCCAUGAUCUCACUCCUCCCCCUCCCCUUGAACACCAUAAUCAUCUCAGUAGGCUUACUAGAAGAAUCCAGAAGUAGAUAUAGAGACAGAGUGAACAUAGUAGGAUGAACAAAGUACGAAUACAAAUACAAGAUUUAUACGUAAAAUAGCAGGCCCUAAUGCUCGACUAUAUUCAUUCGG
Messenger RNA from Cuscuta campestris, 1420 nucleotides. The record is from the annotation of a GenBank genome assembly. NCBI's taxonomy places the organism in Eukaryota, Viridiplantae, Streptophyta, Magnoliopsida, Solanales, Convolvulaceae.